AAGGUCCUUCUCUAACAGGGGGGCAUAACACAGGGCUGUUGCGCCGGAUACCAGGGCUACCAAAUCAUCUGUACCGGUAUUUGGUUCUCUGCAUUUCACAAAUUUUGUAUUUAAUUUGAUCAUAAUGGACUCUCCUCUAAACGACGGAUCUGGUCCACAACAACAGAGUACUCCUCAUCCAUUGGCAGACUAUCAGUUCACCGCCGAGGAGGUGAGGGCGUUACGUGAGUGCAACACAGAGUCAUUCUUUCAAAGGAGUCUUCCCUUCGGCACUGGCCUCGGCCUAUUGGCCUACUUUGGUGUAAAAAAUGGGUAUCUGCAGGGACACGGGAAAUAUGGCGCAGUUCCCAAGGUCGUCAUGGGCGUCAUUCUAGGCUACUUCGUAGGGAAGUUCAGCUAUCAGCAAAAGUGUGCCGAAAAAAUAAUGCGGCUGCCCAAUUCCCGAUUGGGCGAGCUUUUGCGACAGCGGAGACAGGGCGGUGGAGUCAUAAGUAGCAUUACCCCUGACGAAAAUCUUGGCCGGGCAUUUACACUGGCCCCCUUCUCACCCAGCUCCGCGGAUGUGUACAGCGAUGAGGCGUACCAACCAGGAAGGAGCAGUGCUCUUAACCUUGACACAGAAUCGAGACCCACAUUAUCCGGUCUAGAUGAUAUUUACCGGCCCACACUCGACUCUUCGGCGAUGCUGGACACUGAAUUGCCUUUGGAGGCUGCUAAGCCGGGUCAGUCGUAUGAGGACCUGCGUCGGAAGAACCGCGAUGAGUAUGCCAAGCGGAUGCAGAGUCCCUACUCGAAGCCAUACGAGCCGCAAGCUCCCGUUCAGCAGAGGCCAGUGGACACAACGCCCAUCGAUCCGCCUACUAAUGCCAAGAAGAACAAAUACGGUGACUCCUGGACAGACUGAAAUCACACACUAGGCAUUGUUUUAUUGUUGAACUUAAAAAAUUUGUAAAAAAUGCAUCAAAUUCAUUGGACAGUAUAUUAUUUA
Drosophila ananassae is the source of this 988-nucleotide messenger RNA. It is a transcript of the gene asrij, whose product is annotated as OCIA domain-containing protein 1. The record is from RefSeq and is a predicted model, not a curated record. Bases 125 to 904 code for a protein of 259 amino acids. The transcript has 3 exons. Lineage: Eukaryota; Metazoa; Arthropoda; Insecta; Diptera; Drosophilidae. Gene Ontology annotation, cellular component: endosome.